AUGUUCGAGACCACGCUGACUUUGCCACGCACCAGCGUGCUAACCGAACCGCUGGGCAGCGUUCCAUCCACUUCGACGGCGGCGGUGCAAACAACCACCACCACCAGCAAACGGCGUCGUCGUCGUCGCAACAAACGCCGCCGCAAGUCAUCCAUGUCGAGCAGUGAGGCGCCCUCGUCGCGCACCUAUGAUCCUGUGAUGACGGCAACCAGCAUACGCGGUGGCGGUGGCACAGCACGUCGUGGUCGACGCAGGAACGUCAGUUCCUCGGCAUCAGCAGCAGCGGCGGCGGCGGCAGCAGCAGUAGCCGCGGCAGAGGAAGCGGCGGCAGCAAUUGAGGAAGCAGAAGCAGAAGAAGCAUCAUCGUCGGCCAGAAGCGGUGGCAGCAGUCCGGGAUUAUUUGCGGAUCCGAGUGACUAUUUCGAGACACUCGAUUAGAUUCUUAAGUUUGGUUGGCUGUCAGCUACCUGUCAGCUGCAAUCUGUAGUAGGUUAAUUCUGUUGUUACUUUCACAUUUUUUACAUGCGCCUUCCCCAUAUGUGCGCCUAUUUAAUGCCCUUCUUUUUAAACUGGUUUAAACAUUAUUUGCAAAGGAAAGAAACAAAGAAAAUUAAUAAUUAAUGCGCGACAACAGCGUUUGUUUGGCGAGAUUUUAAAUAACGUUUUAAAGCAUAUUUUUAUAUUAAUUAGCUUUUCGGAUGUAAGCAUAAAACGUGUGUGUAAUAUUAUCUUAUGUAUAAUUAAUUAAACAAUUAUGAUGAAGGCCGUGCUGCGUCACGCCUCCUCCUACUUUUCCUUCUGCUCCUUUCAUAUUAUCCCCAAAAUACUUUUCAAACUUAAAUGGCAUGCAAUAUUGUGUAUUGUUUUGUUGAAAAAUUUCAAAGCAGCAGCAAAAUGGAAAUAGAAAUGGAGAGUAAACCAAAAUAGAUUUUUAAUGCAAAUGAAAAACGAGAAACAUUAGCAUAUUUUCAAAACUGUUCGUUCAUUAAACAUUUAAAUUUAAAAACUUAGUGUUACAAAACCAUUUUUGCAAAACAAUUUAAUCGCUUGAAUCCAAUGCUAAUACUGAAUGAAAUAUAUAGCUAAUCAUAAUUUCAAUUUCCCCAAAAACAAUUGAAAUAAAAGGAAUAAAAAUAUUCAAGUAGUACUCUACAAUAUGUAUAUGGAUGUGAACCACACGAAUCAUGAUCAAUAAUAAUCUCCCUUAUUAAUAUUGGGUGCAAAAUUCGACAUUUCGAUGGAUUUUUUCAUAAUGAGCAACAAUUUUAAGUGUAAUAUUUCGCUGUAGUAGCAUAUAAAAAUUAUUCGAUAAGUAUAUACAUCAGACAUCGUUUAAAUAUAU
Messenger RNA from Drosophila albomicans, 1342 nucleotides. RefSeq lists its product as uncharacterized. The coding region runs from base 1 to 438 and encodes 145 amino acids. The transcript has a single exon. The record is from RefSeq and is a predicted model, not a curated record. NCBI's taxonomy places the organism in Eukaryota, Metazoa, Arthropoda, Insecta, Diptera, Drosophilidae.